AAUCAAUCAGAGAACCAAAACCCUAAUUAGAAUCAGAACCCUCUUACAACCCGUCACGAUGAAGAACCCUGGUUCCUACGCUUACAGAGCUGACAACGCAAUGGAGUACGACGAAGAUUUUGAGGAAGAUGACGAGAAUCCAGAUCAGGGGUUCAAUCAAAAUGGAUAUUUCGGCAAUUACGACGAUUCGAAGAGGCACCCGAAGAAGCGAAAGCUGGAGUCUUUCGUCGCGAAAAACGAAUUCACUUCUCGGAGGGAAAUUUGGAGCGAAGAGGAGAUCGCUCUGCUGUUGGACGUGUGGGGUGAGAGGUACAUGGAAUUGGGGAGGAGGAGUUUGAGGGCGGAUGAUUGGGCGGACGUGACCGAGAAAGUGGCGGAGAUGAGCGGAGUUGAGAGGUCGGAGGUCGAGUGUAGGAACCAAUUGGAUGUUCUGAAGAACAAGUACAAGAAAGAAAGGGCCAAAAUGGAGAGUGGGCAGGAGAGCAAGUGGAUGUUUUUCAAGAAGAUGGAUGUGAUGCUGAACUUGAGGGCAAGGCCCCCUGCUGGCUUGGGCUGUGGAAUUGAUUCAGGGGAGUACGUGUUUAUGAAUCCUCGGGUGUAUUUGGAUAGGUCUAAUGUGAUGGAUGAGAUGAGGGAUAGUCCAGGGCAGUCGGACGAGGAGGACGAAGAUGAUGGUGAUGAUGGUUUGGGAGGUGAGGAGGAGGUAGAUGGGGAGUCUGCUAGACUUCUAGCAGAUUCGAUUCAAAGGUUUGGGGAGAUAUAUGAGAAGAUUGAGGAGAAUAAGAGGAAUCAGAUGCUGGAAUUGGAGAAAAUGAGGCAGGAUUUUCAGAGGGACUUGGAGAUGCAGAAGAAGCAGAUUGUUGAUCGAGCACAGGCUGAGAUUGCUAAACUAAGAGACAUGGAUGACGAGGAGGAUAACACCGAUUCUUCUUCAGAGAAUCUUGGGGAUUGAUGUUGGUAAUUUCAACUCGUGGAUAUCGAAUGUGGUAUUUGUUUAAUGGUCGGUGUACACCUUGAAUUGGAUUUUGAUUUUAACCAACUGCUAUUCAGAUGAGAUGAUCCCCCAUGAUAUUUCAGUUUAGUUUGUGCCAUCUGUUGUUAAAUUGGAUGUUUUUGUUUAUUGCUGGUAAUGAUUGUACGCCACGUUAAGAAAUGUUUUGGGGUAGUGUAGUGUUAUUUGGACUCCUAAGGCUCUCAUUUGAGUGAAUAAAUGUGUGCUUGUCUCCUUCUAGAUAGACAUUUUGGCUAAUGGAUUUAUCGAGAAUCUCUGCAGGGAUUGUGUUUUAAUGUU
Molecule: messenger RNA, 1291 nt
Organism: Andrographis paniculata
Lineage: Eukaryota; Viridiplantae; Streptophyta; Magnoliopsida; Lamiales; Acanthaceae
Product: trihelix transcription factor ASIL2
Exons: 1
Coding region: 59-952 (297 amino acids)
Cellular component (GO): nucleus
Molecular function (GO): transcription cis-regulatory region binding
Source: RefSeq, a predicted model, not a curated record